UUUGGGUUUAUCUGUCACUGUUCUUCCAUUUGCUUAUUCUAUGAUAUCCCCCACCAGGCUUCUGUCGCUCAUUCACUACUUCCAUUAUCAAAAACCUUCCACUCGUUAAUAGCACUCUCGUUUCUAGACAAAUCUCAGGAUGGCCCGCCUGAGUCUCUCUUGGGCUCUAUUCUGUGCCUCGUUUCUCUUUUAUACCCUAACAUCCGCCUUUGUGAUCUUCCCGGAAUCCAGCCUCCAAGGCUCCGGAUACUCCGAUGACUGCGUUGAUGCUCUCUCGACCAAUAUCACCGAAUGCUCAAAUGCCGUCUCCGUCCUUGAUGCCAACACCGUGUAUACGCAAGCAGUAUUGGAGUCUUCCUGUACUGAUGACUGCCAGUCGGCGUUGCAAUCUUGGGAGGAAAGCAUCCAGGACUCCUGCAGUGAUGUGACAUACACGGACGAUUACGGGAAGACGGUUCCCAUCUCCGCCAUCGCCACGGAGAGGAGAUUCAACUACAAUCAAACCUGUCUGAUGAAUGAUGGCGAGUACUGCAACCUCGUGUUGGGGAACUUGACCACCGCCUCGGGGAACAGUUCGGCCGGUGACAAAAGCUGCAACAGAUGUGCUCUGUUUAAGCUGCGCGACACGGCUUCCUUCCAGUACGGUGAUGGCCCCUUGGUCUUUUCCAAAGGUAUUUACCAGAGCUACACCUCGUCCUGCCAUUUUACCGGAUAUCCGUUAUCAACGACGCCGACUUUGCUGCCUACAACGUCCUCCCCUGCUGCAUCUUCCACCUCCAACGCCGCACACGCCACCCCAACCUCGACUUGCAAAGGUACCCGGUACAACAUUAAGUCUGGAGAUACGUGCAACUCCAUUGCAUCGUCGCAGGGGGUGGCAACCUGGCAACUUCUCAUGGACAACAACCUCUCCGCUUACUGUGCCAAGUUUCCCAAAACAGGCACGCUGUGUAUCAGAAACAAAUGCGACGUGUACACCGUCAAGGACGGCGAUACAUGUCGCUCAGUGUCGGCUACGCACAAAAUCAGCACGGUCCAACUCCGUGCCUACAAUCCUUGGAUCGAUGCGGGCUGUUACAACUUCAACCGCACCAUCGGCACCCAGAUCUGUGUCAGUGCACCCGGUCAAAAGUAUGUACCUCCUUCCAGGACCACCUCGGCCGCCGAGUCGGGUGCGCCCUCCGCGGCUCCAGUCCCCAGCAACGUCGCGGCCAACACCACCACUCGCUGCGGCCACUACUACGAGACGGCAGCUGGCGAAGAGUGCGACGUCUUCACCAGCAAGUUCAAAGUAUCCCGCCAGGACUUCGGCAUCCUGAACCCAGGUGUCAAUGCGAACUGCACCAAUCUACUUUCCCACACCAGCUACUGCGUCCAACCAGUUGGAGACAUAAACACCUACCCCAACGCCCCCGGCUACAUCGGGCCAACCUCCUCCGUCUCAAAAGUCGCCUACACCAGCCUCCAAGACGCAACCUACUCUCCCAUCUUCGACGUAACCCCUCUCGCUCCGCACACCCGCCAAGACUGCUCCAUGUAUGCAGCCGGAAGCAACCUUCAGUACGAAAAUUACAAGCGCGUCUCCCAGUGCCAGAGCGCUAGCUACUUCUACGGCGUUAGCGUGGACGACCUCAUCCGGUGGAAUCCUUCGCUUCGGAAAAGCAGUGGUAGCAGCAGGAGUAAGAGGGGCACCAGCACUAGCACCACCAGCAGCAGUGGUGGUAGUAGCAGUAGUAGUAGCAGCACCACCAGCAGCAAGCCGUCCAACAGCGCAGAUGCCUGCUCAUUCUCAAAGCACUUCCGGUAUUGUGUGGCUCACCCAGACGCUUCUUCUUCUUCUUCUUCUGCGAGGGCUUCAACAUCUGCAGUCCCGACUACUACGCCGCGGCCGCUGCCAUUGGCUUUCGCUACUGUAAAUUAAGGAAUAAGGAUUGCAUGUGCUGCUGUGCUGUUGCUGGGUUGGGUGUGAGGUUUUCACCUCUAAUUGUAUGUUGUGUACGUGGUUUGUGUGUUAGCUAUAGGCG
Aspergillus candidus is the source of this 2024-nucleotide messenger RNA. Its product is annotated as LysM peptidoglycan-binding domain-containing protein. The record is from RefSeq and is a predicted model, not a curated record. NCBI's taxonomy places the organism in Eukaryota, Fungi, Ascomycota, Eurotiomycetes, Eurotiales, Aspergillaceae. Bases 140 to 1921 code for a protein of 593 amino acids. The transcript is spliced from 4 exons.